This is a messenger RNA of Bradysia coprophila, 1034 nucleotides long. It is a transcript of the gene SrpRbeta, whose product is annotated as signal recognition particle receptor beta. NCBI's taxonomy places the organism in Eukaryota, Metazoa, Arthropoda, Insecta, Diptera, Sciaridae. The record is from RefSeq and is a predicted model, not a curated record. Gene Ontology annotation, molecular function: GTP binding; GTPase activity. Gene Ontology annotation, cellular component: Golgi apparatus. Gene Ontology annotation, biological process: Golgi to plasma membrane protein transport; protein localization to Golgi apparatus; intracellular protein transport.
CGUUUACAAUUCAAAUAUCUCUUAGAAGAAGUAGUAUAAAUUUCAUUUGUGUGGCCUUUUUUUCGCUAGUUAAAUUAUUUGAAAAUGGAUUCAACCGAUAACAAUGGUUUUCCAGACAAUAUCGUCAUGGGAGAAGUGGAUUACUCUAAUUUACCCUACGUCAUUAGUUUAUUCGUUUUAAUUUUAAGUUUAUUAAUUCUGUUUUUGUGGAGAAAAACAAAGACUGCACGCACAGAUAUAUUACUGGUAGGACCAUCUGAUUCUGGGAAAACGUAUCUAUUUUCACAGUUGCUAUUUUCCGAAGACAAAGAAACAUUUACAUCGAUUGCAGCCAAUACCGGAAUUUAUAACGGUGAACAAGGGCAGAUCAAGUUUGUGGACAUUCCCGGAAACGAGCGGCUACGCAGCAAAUUCUUAGAUCAAUACAAGUAUUUGGCUAAAGGCGUUAUAUUCGUUAUCGAUAGUGUCACAUUACAACGGGAUGUUCGUGACGUUGCCGACUAUUUAUACACAAUUUUGGCCGACAACGCAUUAUCAGCCACACCGAUUUUGAUUUUAUGCAAUAAACAAGACGAGACAAUGGCCAAAGGCAGUGUAGUCGUUCAGAAUUUACUGGAAAAAGAAUUAAAUCUCAUUCGAACAACACGAUCCAGUCGUUUGCAGUCCGUUGACAAUACCGCUAAUCGUGAGGAUGUCUAUUUGGGAAAGCAGGGAAAGGAUUUCCAGUUCAGUCAUUUAACACAAAAUAUUCAAAUUGUUGAGUGUUCGGCAAAGGAACGUGAACUGAAAAAUUUAAUUGGCUGGGUCACUAGUUUGUAACGAACUGAUGGUUGAUCGAUUUCAUUGAUGUCAUAUGCAAGUCCCCUCCCCCCAAUAUUUGAUUUUGUACGUUUGUUUUGUUUUUCUUCAUCUCGGAUCUUAUUUUGGAAUUAAUGUCAAUAACCUGUGUAACACUUCCUAAUUGAAAAUUGUUGUUGAUUUAAUCAAUUCAGCAAAAUAAAUUGGAGAAACGACUGAUUCAAUCAAAUCCAAAA